Pangasianodon hypophthalmus (striped catfish) is the source of this 5265-nucleotide messenger RNA. It is a transcript of the gene flt3, whose product is annotated as fms related receptor tyrosine kinase 3. NCBI's taxonomy places the organism in Eukaryota, Metazoa, Chordata, Actinopteri, Siluriformes, Pangasiidae. Gene Ontology annotation, biological process: B cell differentiation; protein phosphorylation; multicellular organism development. The transcript has 24 exons. The record is from RefSeq and is a predicted model, not a curated record. Gene Ontology annotation, molecular function: ATP binding; transmembrane receptor protein tyrosine kinase activity. Gene Ontology annotation, cellular component: signaling receptor complex. The coding region runs from base 1530 to 4445 and encodes 971 amino acids.
UAUAUUCCAAUUAAUGCAUGCACAGUUUUAAUGCAGCUCUACAAAUGGGCUACUACAGGUGGGCUUGGUUAAGACCUGUUUAAAAUACCUGAGCUGUUUUUUUUUUAUAAACCUAAUCUCUAUCCACCACAGAAAAUAAUUUCACACAUAAUCUGUACUAACAAAAUAUCAAACCUGUUAGGUCAGUGUUGUUGAACUGUAUUCAGUUUAUACUAACAAAGCUGUAAGAAAAAUUACGAAAUCUAACAUCAAUCUUGAGUUGUAUGAAUUGUCAGGUCACAUUUUGGCAACUAUAAUACAAAUUCAAAAAUACAGCCAUUACAUUUUAACAAUAAAGGGGUUAGGAAAGUUACCAAAGCUCUUCUUAUAGAGUUUUGAGCAUCAUUCAUUCAUCUUCAGUAACUACUUUGUCCUGGUCAGGGUUGUGGUGGAUCCGGAGUCUAUCCUGGGAACGCUGGCACAGAGUGGGAAUACACCCUGAAUGGGACGCCAGUCUAUCACAGGGCUCCACACACACAUUCACACUUAGGAGGGAAUUUAGCGCAACCAAUCCACCUACAGGCGUGUUCUUGGGAGGUGGGAGGAAACUGGAGAACCCAGAGAAAACCCAUGCAGACAUGCUGACAACAUGUGAAACUCCACACAGACCAUAACUCGAGCUCAGGAUUGAACCGGGGAUUCUGGAGCUGCAUCACUGUGCCAUAUCACUGGAGCAAUACUAUAAACCAAAAAACAAAAAAUUCUGGUUUAUUACACUUUACUGAAUGUGAUUUAGUGUCCAUGCCUGGUUAUGCUGGUACCACUGGCAUAAUGCCAAAUUCUUCCCUGUAAAAAUGUAGUUCCAUCUCUGAAUGGAGAAAUUAUAAAGAUUUAGAGUUUCAGUGAUCUAUUCAUUAGGCCCCAACAACGGCCCUUAGACUGCCAUUAUGAGUGAGUCUGGAGUAAAAGAUUUUCCUUUUCUUUCUUAGUACAUGAGUGAAAAGAUUUGGAUAGACAAUAGGUAAAAAAAAAAAUCCCUGCUGAAUUAUUCCUAUAAACUGAUACUUUAUUCAUGUAAUCCAAAACUGCAAGUAUAGAGGAAGGCAUGUAAAGCAUGAAUUAAAGGCAAUGUUCUGACAAUGGUUAUGAUUCCUCUUAAAAUCCUGCUCUAUUCAAGGAAACCACACUCACACACACACACGCACACACACACACACACACACACAGAGAGAGACAGAAAGAGAGUGAGAGGGUGAUGGGAAGGUAGAAUAGAGGGACAGAAAGAAACAGAGGCAGAAAGAGAGUGUGUGAGACAGAGACAGUGAGAGAGAAAGUGAGUGAGAUAGAUAGAUAAGAGAGACAGAGUUUGAGAGGCAGAGAGAGAGGGAGGAACAUAAAGAGAGUGAGACAGAGAAAGUGAGAGAGAGUGACAGCUAGCCUGUUAUAUUAGUAGACGUCACAUUUCACUGAAAGUCUUUGGGUGUCUCUUUUCUCUAAAGUCUACUUUGUGGUUGAGCUGCUGCCUGUUAACGCUGUUAUGCGCUCAAACGAUGCAGUUAAGACAAGGCACGCUUUUGAUGAUGUUUCUCCUAUUGGAGUCCAGUGCACUCGUGUGGAGUCACACGCUGCAUCAGAUGGACAUGCGAGAUGGGGACGUGCAUCGCCUGCCUUGUGCUACUGAGAAAACUACUGUGAUGUGCAAAUUGUCCGAAGCGUAUCUUCAAGGUUCUCAGAUGACUCUGCUGGAGGUUGUAGCUGGACAGAUGGUUGAAGUUCAUUUAAGUUCAAACAGUUCAGAAAAUUCCACAAGAUGCCUCUGGGAACAAAGAGGGACAUCCGAUUUGCUCUUGUUUGAGUCUUUCCAAAGAGGCAUGGACGGCAUUUACACCGUGGUCUGUGGCGACCGCAAAGCUGCCAACAUCUCAGUCCACAUUCAUUCAUCAGCAAGGAGACCCUCAGUGCCACAGCUGACAGUCAGUGGCGGUGAAGAUUACACUGCACAUGUCCUAUGUGUGUCUGAGGGAAGUCCCAAACCGACAAUCGUGUGGUAUGAAAAUGAAAAACGUGUUAGGCAAGGAGUAGAGGAGAUAAAACGGACAGAAAAAGAAAUGACCGAGAGCAAACUGACCAGUUUGCACGAGCAUAGCUCAAAUAUAAAGUGCUGUGCUACAAACCCCCACGGAGAAGAAUGCUCCUGCAUUUAUCAUUACGACCUUGACAGUGCUAUGCUGAAAAGUGAGGCUCCUCAGAUUCUGCUGCGUCCUGGUCAGUCUCUCUCACUCCAGUGUAAAAAAAAUGAUGAAAACAGCAACCUUUCCAUGAAGUGGUACUUCAACAACCACACCGAGCUCACAGGAGUAACUUCACAGCAUUAUACCAUAUUGACGGAGUAUUAUUCCAUUGCCUCAGUUAGUGUGAACAGCAGUGGAGAAUAUCGUUGCAAGAGCAAUCACGGGCAAACAAAAGCCAUAAAAGUUCAGGUCCUUGAAAAUGACUUGCUGGAGAUACUGGAACUGAACAAACAAUUCACAAUCCAGGACAAAGACAAGGCAAAUUUCUGCUUCCACUCUAAGGUGCUCUCUCACCCAAAAGCGCAGUGUCACUGGAUCACCCCAAGCGGCACCGUAGUCCAGUGCAGUGAAACUCAGUACCUCUGGGGUGAAAGCACUUUUACAUUGUGUAACCCAGAACCAGGCCAGUAUCAGAUCCAGCUGAGGGCUGGUAGAAAGGUCAUCACGGAAAGUAUGUCCCUCUGUGUGACAGAUAUUCCUAAGUUUCUGCUACUCCAAGACCUGGCCCAAGUCACCUGUAUGACCAGAAGUGUCCUUCCUGUAAACGUUUCCUGGAUGACCUGUCCAUCAGAUGCUGACUUUAGCGACCCCUCAGUGUGGAAAGAGACAUAUAUUGAUUCUCCAGAGUACUCAGACUCUGAGCAGUUCUGCCAGAAGAACGUCGUCGUCUCUCGGCCUUUGAGUGAUGUGAACGAUCACUUUGUGAAAUGCUGCAAUAAUGCAGUUUCAUACUGCAGUGAGCAAAUCCUCGUGAAAAUAUCUUCAGCAAACUCUUUAUUCCUGGUGGUGACAUGCGGCCUGCUUGUCUUCGCCCUCAUGCUGGUCAGCGUCCUCCUGUUUCAUUUCAUCCGCAAAAAAAAGCCUGGUUAUGAGACACAGAUCCAGAUGAUUCAGAUGGUGGGACCCACUGAUAACGACUACAUCUACAUCGACUUCAGAGAUUUUAAAUAUAACCAGAAAUUGGAGUUUCCUCGAGAGAAUCUGGAACUGGGGAAAGAGCUGGGCUCUGGAGCUUUUGGCAUGGUCGUGCAGGCUACAGCAUAUGGGAUCAGCAAGCCUGGAGUGUCCAUGCAAGUUGCAGUGAAAAUGCUAAAAGAGAAGCACCAAGCAGUGGAGAAAGAAGCCUUGAUGUCUGAGCUGAAGAUGUUAACUUACAUUGGACAUCACAUCAACAUUGUGAACCUGCUGGGAGCCUGCACUGGCCCAGGUCCUAUUUACCUGAUCUUUCAAUUCUGCCGUUAUGGAGACCUGCUGAAUUAUCUGAAGAACAACAGAGAGCACUUCUGCAAAUCCUUAACAGAUGCUUUCAACAAAGACAGAUUCAGCAGCCUGUACAACUACCAGCAGAAGAGAAACUCCAGUGACUUUGUUCAGUCUGGUGAUAACCCGUACAUGCCCAUGGCCCCAGUGAACAAGGAACAGGAGGCGCUGCUCAGCUCCACCGACAUUAAUGAGGAUAUAUUUGAAAAUGAAGAUGAGGAAGACCUUCGGACUCUCACCUAUGAAGAUCUCCUGAGCUUCUCCUACCAGGUGGCCAAGGGCAUGGAGUUCCUUUCCUCUAAAAACUGUAUCCAUCGAGACUUGGCAGCCAGAAACAUCUUAGUGACCCGAAGCAGACUGGUGAAGAUCGGUGACUUUGGUCUGGCGCGAGAUAUCGAAAACGACUCUAACUAUGUGGUGAGAGGAAACGCUCGAUUACCAGUGAAGUGGAUGGCCCCGGAGAGUAUUUUUAAAGGGAUGUACACCAUGGAGAGUGACGUCUGGGCCUAUGGCAUCCUGCUCUGGGAGAUCUUCUCUCUGGGUGUGACUCCGUAUCCUGGUAUAAAAGUGGAUAACACCUUCUAUGCCAUGAUUGAGAGAGGGUUUCAGAUGGAGCGCCCGUAUUAUGCCUCUGAGUCUGUGUAUAAGGUGAUGUGCCGCUGUUGGGCUCUGGAACCUAAAGACCGACCCUGUUUCUCCAAACUUGUGGCUUUCAUGGAGUACCAGCUGAGUGAUGUUGAAAAACAGCUCUACUAUAAUAUCCAAGGGCAGAAAAGCGGUGACUCAGUGUACCAAAAUGCUCCAGUGACCUCAGAACCUCAUGAAAUAGUAAAAGAAGAAGCACAUCAGUCAUCGGUGUCAGAUUCGUCCUGCCACACUGAAACCACAGACAGAGAAAUAAUUACUUACCAUUAAAAAUACUUAAGGCUACACUCAGUACAGUUACCGUCAGGGCUGGGCGAUAUGGCUAAAAUAUCACAUCAUGAUUCUCAAAAGCAUUUCUACAAUACACAAUAUUUAUCAUGAUUUAUAGGUUUGUUCACAAACCGCCAGCAAUAGAGUAAGUUUUGCAUUUUAAAAAAUGUUUGAUGAUUUAUGUCUACAAAAAUAAAUUUAUUGUAUUUUUAAUAGUUUUAUAUCAAAUUUAUAAAAAUAUUUGAAAAAUUUAUAAAAAUCUAAAAAAAUAACACUAAAAAGGAGAAAAAAAUAACAAAUUAUUUUGAUUUUAGAAUUUUAAAGUUUAAGUACAAACUUUUAACAUCAAAUCAAAUGCUUCCAUUUUUUUUUAUCUAAAUCUUUUAUAAAUUAAAAAAAAUUAUAUCACAAUAUCCAAAAUGUCUUAGAAAUGGGUAUUGUGACAUAAUUUAUCAGGAUAUAGAUAUUAUGUCAUCAUAUCACCCAGCCCUAUUUAUAGCAAUACAAAAUUCAAUGUGCUUUUAUUUCUUAGUCCUUUUUUAAACAACAAUGCAAGUCAAAACCUUUUCGUGUUCACAUUUGGGUUAAAGCAUUAUAUAUAUUUAGAAGGCUCAAGCAUUAUAUAUAUUUAGAAAUAUGUUUAUUCUUAAUAUUUUAUAUUUUUAUGCAUGUAUGUUCAUGGCAUUUGAUGAUAUAUUCACGGUUUUGGAUCAUCAUGUGCUCCACUGACUUAAUCUGUCUUAAUCUGUAAUUUUUAAAUUAAUGUGCGCAAUUUGUAAAUUUGCUCUGUUUCAUUUCAAUAAAUGGAUUAAUUCAGUAA